AUGCCUUCCUUACUGAUCUGCAUCGUCCUCCUUCUCGCCCCCACCAUCUCCGCCCACAACCGCUUCGAUGCGAGAAGCUACUUCGGUUACGUCGCCGAGAACAACGACACGACGUUCACGAACAAAACGUUGCUGGCGGAGGAGUUCCUGCACGCUCACAACUGGGUGAGGAAUCAGUACCAACUUCCCGCGUUCGAGUGGGACGAGAAACUGGCGAGCUACUCGCGUUCGUACCUCAUGGAGCGCUACGAGGAUUGCUUGCUCGUCCACUCCAACUCCAUGUACGGCGAGAACAUCUUCUGGGGCAAGAUGCGCUACUGGACCCCCUCCGACGCCACCUACUACUGGUACCAGGAAAAGCAGUGGUACGAUUUCAAAACUCUCACGUGCGCCCCGCCGCCAAAAGCCUGCGGCCACUUCACCCAGGUCGUCUGGCGAGACUCCCACCGCAUCGGAUGCGCGCUUCAGAAUUGCCAGGACCCCUCCAUGGGCAUGCUCAUCGCCUGCGAGUACGAUCCCGCUGGUAACUACGAAAACGAAAACCCUUUGCAAUCACACAAGUGA
This is a messenger RNA of Sphenostylis stenocarpa, 564 nucleotides long. The record is from the annotation of a GenBank genome assembly. NCBI's taxonomy places the organism in Eukaryota, Viridiplantae, Streptophyta, Magnoliopsida, Fabales, Fabaceae.